Molecule: messenger RNA, 1177 nt
Organism: Xenopus tropicalis (tropical clawed frog)
Lineage: Eukaryota; Metazoa; Chordata; Amphibia; Anura; Pipidae
Product: salivary glue protein Sgs-3
Exons: 19
Coding region: 221-1177 (318 amino acids)
Source: RefSeq, a predicted model, not a curated record
AUAAGAACACAGGAGAGAAAUUUCUCCUUUUUAGUUUGUCCCCAUUUCAUUUUGUGUGAGGAGCAGAGAGCGACCUGCUGUCCUGUCCCCUCGUACGGCAACCGCAGAUUCCAUCAGUGAAUCCUGUAUCCAAGUGAAAUGUGAUCGAUAUUUGAAAGUUACAAGGUGUGCCGGAACUGGUUUGGCUGGAACCAGACCAUUCACAUAAUCUUCUUUCAUCAUGGAUCUCCUGAGUAUCCUAGGGCUCCUUCUGAUAGCUACGGCAACACCGGGUGCAACACAGACAACAACAGCCCCAGGACAAGAAUCUACACAAGGACCAUACACAUCAGUAUUUUGCCCCCCUGGUGCCGAAUGGACAGCCUGCGUGGGGUGUGGGGCUACAUGUGAGACCCUCUAUAUGAGCUGUACCGGGGAAUGUCAUGAGGGGUGUAGGUGUACCGGCCCAGGAUAUGUCUUAUAUCAAGGUUCCUGUAUCCCGUCCAGUAACUGCCCAGAGACGUGGCAGCCUUCAUCAGAGGCCCCUUCAACAGAAGCCAUAACCAUCCCAGAAACCCCUCAGUCAGAAAUGUGGCAGCCUUCAUCAGAGGCCCCUACAACAGAGGUUCCAGUAUUCCUGAACACAAGUGCAAUAAUGGGUACAGAAGAAGUAACUACACCAGAACCGAACUCACCAGUGCCGACAACAGCUCCAUGGCAGGAAACCUCACCAGAACCAAACUCACCAGUGCUGACAACAGCUCCAGGGCAGGAAGCCUCACCAAAUUAUAUACCAGCAACAUCUGCAACAACUUGGACUUCUCCAACAGGACCAUGGUCCCCAGGUUCCCCUUCUACAUCUCCGCCACCUUGGACUUCACCAACUUGGACUUCACCCACAAGUUCCCCUCCUUCAACAUCUGCAACAACUUGGACUUCUCCAACAGGACCAUGGUCCCCAGGUUCCCCUUCUACAUCUCCGCCACCUUGGACUUCACCAACUUGGACUUCGCCCACAAGUUCCCCUCCUUCAACAUCUGCAACAACUUGGACUUCUCCAACAGGACCAUGGUCCCCAGGUUCCCCUUCUACAUCUCCGCCACCUUGGACUUCACCAACUUGGACUUCGAAGCUGAAGAAUGCGCCGUCUACAAUCGGCCUCAAUGGUGAAGUUGAUCUGUCUAACCCGUUCAUUUAG